Thlaspi arvense is the source of this 207-nucleotide messenger RNA. NCBI's taxonomy places the organism in Eukaryota, Viridiplantae, Streptophyta, Magnoliopsida, Brassicales, Brassicaceae. The record is from the annotation of a GenBank genome assembly.
GUCAAGGCGAUUAAGAGGUUCAUCGUCAGGAACAUAUUGGAGCAGGCUGCCAUUAGAUAUGUUCAGGAAGCCAGCGUCUACGAUGGGUACAUAUUGCCGAAGCUAUAUGCGAAGAAAUACUGUGUCUCAUGUGUGAUCCACUCUCACUUGUCCGAUCCCGCACCAACCGCAUGGUUCAUACUCUUCCGUCAUGUUUUGCCAGACGCA